AUGGCAGCUGAAAAAGCCGUCACGCUCACCUUCCUCUCCGACCUCACCCCGCCCUCCCUCGAACGCGCCUGGCUCACCUCACCACAUCCCACCCUCCCCCUCGUCGCAACCUGCAGCUCCGACAAAACCGUGCGCGUGUACUCCCUAACAAAUUUCCGCCUCCUUUCCACCAUCUCCGGUGGCCACAAGCGGAGCGUCCGCACCUGCGCCUGGAAACCCAACAUCUCCGGCGAGAGCGUCCUUGCAACGGGGAGCUUCGACGCAACCGUCGGUAUCUGGCGGUGGUGGGAUAAUUACGAGGAGACGGCGCGGCAGCGACAACAACGUAAUGGCGUUCAAAACGAGGAUUGGAUAGAAGCCGAGGGAGGUGAAGAGGAAGACGACGAGGAGUGGCGAUUCGCCGUGCUCCUCGACGGACACGACAGCGAGGUCAAGUCCGUCUCGUGGUCGGCGUCUGGUGCGCUGCUUGCUACGUGCUCGCGGGACAAGUCGAUCUGGAUCUGGGAGGACCUUGAUGACGGGGAUAACAAUUUCGAAACCGUUGCUGUGAUGCAGGAGCAUGAGGGGGAUGUCAAGUGCGUGGCGUGGCACCCUACGGAGGAGUGUCUUGCUAGUGGGAGCUACGAUGAUACGGUCCGGAUCUGGCGCGAGGAUAUCGACGACUGGGGACAGGUUGCUUGCAUUCGGGGUCAUGGGGGAACAGUUUGGGGUGUCGAUUGGGAGGCUACUGAGAAUGUUCCUUCUUCUUCAGACGCCUCAUCUGCUCAGGUGGAGUCAUGGAAGCAGUGGCAUGCGCUGGCCGGUCCCCGUCUUGCAACUUGCUCGCACGACAAGACUGUUCGUGUCUGGCGACGACAACCCAAGGCACCGGCGAGCGCUCUAGGAGCGAGUGGAAUCCCGAGUAUCAUUCGGCCAUCGGGGACAGACGAGACCUGGGAAGAAGAUGCUAUUCUCCCAACAGCGCAUGUUCUCUCCAUCUACGCUAUUGCUUGGAGUCGCCGGACGGGCCUGCUGGCGUCGGUGGGUGCUGAUGGACGCAUCGUCGUGUAUGAGGAGCGAUUUGUGUCCCUAACCAGUGAGCCUAUGGAGACUGACUCUUCAACUCCUGCUGAGGUGGAGGCUACGGCACCACAUCUGUCUACGGAGUGGAAGAUAAUUGCAAUUGUGGACGGGGCUCAUGGAAUCUACGAGAUAAAUCAUGUUGCGUGGGCAAAGCGGGCUGAUCGAAGUCGGGAUGAAAGGAAGGAAGAGGAAGUGCUGGUCUCCACUGCGGAUGAUGGGAGUAUCAAGGUUUGGAGUAUUACGCGGUAA
Molecule: messenger RNA, 1311 nt
Organism: Aspergillus calidoustus
Lineage: Eukaryota; Fungi; Ascomycota; Eurotiomycetes; Eurotiales; Aspergillaceae
Source: the annotation of a GenBank genome assembly